Phialemonium atrogriseum is the source of this 999-nucleotide messenger RNA. RefSeq names its product multi protein-bridging factor 1. The record is from RefSeq and is a predicted model, not a curated record. Gene Ontology annotation, molecular function: DNA binding. The transcript has 2 exons. Lineage: Eukaryota; Fungi; Ascomycota; Sordariomycetes; Cephalothecales; Cephalothecaceae. The coding region runs from base 203 to 667 and encodes 154 amino acids. Gene Ontology annotation, cellular component: nucleus.
AUUUAUCCUUUAUCUUUCAUCCUUACUCUCUGUUACCAAAGAUAUUGACUUGACAAAGAACUGAGAUAUAUAAAUCCGCCGAAAUCACCCUCCUGGUCUUCAGAAUUCAGCAGAAACUCAGAUCAAUCCGAACCUGAACAUCUCUCGACACCCAUACCAUCUAACCACUCAAACCUCAGCCCCCGCCACACCGACAUCCAACAUGUCUGACGAUUGGGAAUCCGUCACCAAGAUUGGAAGCAAAGCCCGAGGUGGCGCCUCGCAGCGCGAGACCGUCGUCAAGGGAAAGAGCGCACUCAAUGCCGCCCAGCGGAGCGGCUCCAUCAUCGGCACAGAGAAGAAGUUUGGAGCAGGCAACACAGCCUCCAAACCCGGCGUCGAGGGCCAGCGCCUGACAAAGGUGGACCGGUCCGACGAUAUCGUCAAGCCUAAGACGAUCGGCAAGGAGGUCGGCAACGCCAUCUCCAAGGCGCGCGCCGACUUCCAGCCCAAGGCCCUGACCCAGAAGGAUCUCGCCACAAAGUGCAACACCACCCCUGCCAUCGUCGCCGACUUCGAGCGCGGCACCGCCACCCCUGACCAGAAGGUCCUGUCCGCCAUGGAGCGCGUCCUCAACGUCAAGCUGAGGGGUAGCGACAUCGGGCAGCCCAGGUUUGCGAAGAAGUGAUCUGGUUUCUCUCUCCGGGGGGGGGAAGGACAGGGAACGGGGGGGAUGAUUUUGAGGUUGAGCUAAAAGCGGCUGUGCGAACGCAGUUGCGGAACACCCUUCGACAUUUUAGCUUCGACCUUGGGGAAAUGGCUUUUUAUUGCAGUUGCAUGGCGGAAACGGGUCUCACGGAUAACGAUCAUAUAGAUGUGUGACGGGCAAAAAAAAAACAACUAGACAUUUCUUUCCCUUCCCAAACUACUACUCCUAUUUCCCAUUGUGCAGUUGUGGCAGCCCUACGGUGACCGACUUGAAUCUGGUUGCCAUCCAACACCAAGACACAACAAAUCCCA